AUGAGGAUGUUGCCACAAACUGAUUAUCUGCAGAUUAGGACAAUGAAUCUGAGGCAUACAUGUGUUAGGACUACUGUGAACAAAACUGUGAAGUCUGAUUACUUAUGUGAGAGAUACUUGGAGACUUGGAGAUCAGAUCCUCACUGGAAGCUGAAAAAGUUCAUGGAAAGGGUGAUGCUUGAAUUAGGUGUUAAGAUAACUUAUUCCACUGCUUGGUUGGCAAGGGCUAGAGCAAAGUUGGCUCUAUAUGGGUCAUCAGCAGAGCAGUAUGGAAGAGUGUGGGAAUAUGCCAAAGCAUUCUUGAAACAUAACCCUGGCAGUAGUUGUUUGGUGUUGGUUGACAGCAGUUUUGGGCCUGAGAAGCCCCUGUUCUUGAGGAUGUACUGCUGUCUGGAACCUUUGAUGAAUGGGUUUAGGAAUGGUUGUAGGCCAAUUGUUGGAUUGGAUGGCUGUCACUUGAAGGGUGCAUAUCCAGGUCAGAUAUUGGUAGCUGUUGGGAAGGAUGGGAAUAAUAAUAUCUUCCCCAUUGCAUGGGCAACUGUGGAGAUAGAAAACACAGAGACAUGGUGUUGGUUUAUUGAUUUGUUUAUGAGGGAUUUUGAUGGUGGAAGCAAUGGUGUUGGCUUGACUUUUAUGUGUGACAUACAAAAGGGUUUGCUUGAAGCAAUCAGGACAGUGACUCCACAAGCCAACAACAGAUUCCGUGUUAGGUACAUAUGGGCAAACUUUAAGCUCAAUUUCACUAGAACUUUGUUUAAGGACUUGUUUUGGGAUGCAGCUAGAGCUAUAACAUUUAUGGACUUUGAAAUUGCAAUGGAGUCCAUCAGAUUCCUUGAUGAGGAUGCUUGGUGCUACCUAGAUGACAUCCAACCAACACAUUGGUCUAGGUGGGCCUUCUUGACUGAUGUGAAGUCAAACAUGUUGUUGAACAACUUUUGUGAGACUUUUAAUGCAGUCAUCAAAGAUGCAAGGGACAAACCAAUUCUAACUCAGAUGGAAUGGAUGAGGAGGUACAUGAUGAAAAGGAACAACGACAAAUGGGAGGCUGCUAAGAAGAUGAAAGGAAGGAAACUGAUGCCAUACAUAGGCACAGUGUUUGAUGGCUUGGAGAAGUACAGCAGGGGGUGUAUUGUGCAACAGAGUAGGGAUGACCAAUAUGAGGUGGAAUUAGGCAGUGACCAAGUCACUGUUGAUUUGGCUAAUAGGACAUGCUCUUGCUUCCACUGGGAUCUAACAGGUAUCCCCUGUGUGCAUGCAUACUCCUGCAUCAUGGACAAAAGAGCUAAUCCAGAUGAUUAUGUGCAUGAGUAUUACAGCAUGGAGAACUACCUAAAAGCUUAUGAAAAGCCAGUGAAACCAAUGCCUGGUGCUAAGUUUUGGGAGAAGGUGGAUGUUCCUGCACCAGCACCACCUAGAUACAAGGUACAACCUGGCAGGCCAAAGGCAAACAAGAGGAGACUGGAAGCAGGGGAGAAACAAGGGAAAGGAAAGAAGGCCAAGGGAGACCAACAUACCAAGGUUGAGCACCCUAAAAGACCAAAAAAACAAAACAAGUGUGGGAAGUGUGGUGGACUAGGUCACAACAGAACAACUUGCAAGAAGGAUGGUGCACCUGAUCAACCAGCUUACAAAGGGCAGGGUGGUAGGCCAACAUCCAACACUCCAUGGGUUGCUGAACAGAGAAGAAAGAAGGAAGAAAGGGUACUUAAGGCUGCUGUAGCUGCAGCUGCAUGUGCAGGAUCUUCAAGUCAGCCCCAAUCCCAAGUAACCCAAACACAACAGUCCCAAACUCAUCAACACCAGUCCCAAACUCAGCCACAACAACCUAGGCCUAAAAUGCCAGUGAGGAGGAACAUUACUUCUGAUUUGUAG
Molecule: messenger RNA, 1872 nt
Organism: Spinacia oleracea (spinach)
Lineage: Eukaryota; Viridiplantae; Streptophyta; Magnoliopsida; Caryophyllales; Amaranthaceae
Exons: 3
Coding region: 1-1872 (623 amino acids)
Molecular function (GO): zinc ion binding
Source: RefSeq, a predicted model, not a curated record